CCUCCCCGAAAGUUCCGGCCGCCAAGAUUGCAGGUUCCCACCAAGCAUUGUUUCCGAACUGGGCCACAAGAGCGUGUUCCUGAUUGGCUUGCUCUGGAGGUUGGGAAGGGACGUGUUAAAGACUGGGACCACUUCCUGAAGCGCGAGGCAGGAAGUUAUAUGCGUUUUCUGGAGUCCUGUAGAGAAAGUGCUCUUUGCCGCAUUGGUGUCGGCGAGAGCUGGAGGUGUUGGGUCGGAAGACCAGCCGUUCGGUCCCGCCGCAGGUAGGAGCUGGUUUCCAUCGCGGCACCACGGCACACACCUCCAGCCCUGAGCCCGGAGCGACUGCCCGGGGGUCUCCUUCAGGCUUCUUGACGCCGUACCAGGGGGCACCUAGCCAGGCAUCCUCUGGGCUUCUAGCCAGAGGACUGGCUCCCGGCUUCAGCACUCUGGGCUGCAGUAACAAGUGCCCUUAUCGCCCUGAGCCCUGCCACCAUCCCGUGAACCACCGAAACCCUGGUCCAGCGCGACAGCCUUGGACCUGGGACUGGACCGAUCCAAAACGCUCAGCCCCGGCCCCCCACAGACGGGGCUCUGCAUCGUCUCUGAUAUGUCACCCACCGUCUCCCACAAGGACAGCAGCCGGCAACGGCGGCCAGGGAAUUUCAGUCACUCUUUGGAUAUGAAGAGCGGUCCCCUGCCUCCGGGCGGUUGGGAUGACAGUCAUUUGGACUCAGCGGGCCGAGAAGGGGACAGAGAAGCUCUUCUGGGGGAUACCGGCACUGGCGACUUCUUAAAAGCCCCACGGAGCUUCCGGGCGGAACUAAGCAGCAUUUUGCUGCUACUCUUUCUUUACGUGCUUCAGGGUAUUCCCUUGGGCUUGGCGGGAAGCAUCCCACUCAUUUUGCAAAGCAAAAAUGUUAGCUAUACAGACCAAGCUUUCUUCAGUUUUGUCUUUUGGCCUUUCAGUCUCAAAUUACUCUGGGCCCCGUUGGUGGAUGCUGUCUACGUUAAGAACUUCGGUCGUCGCAAAUCUUGGCUUGUCCCGACACAGUAUAUACUAGGACUCUUCAUGAUAUAUUUAUCCACUCAGGUGGACCGUUUGCUUGGGAAUACCGAAGGCAGGACACCCGACGUGAUUGCUCUCACUGUGGCAUUCUUUUUGUUUGAAUUCUUGGCCGCCACUCAGGACAUUGCUGUCGAUGGUUGGGCGUUAACUAUGUUAUCCAGGGAAAAUGUGGGUUAUGCUUCUACUUGCAAUUCUGUGGGCCAAACAGCGGGUUACUUUUUGGGCAAUGUUUUGUUUUUGGCCCUUGAAUCUGCCGACUUUUGUAACAAAUAUUUGCGAUUUCAGCCUCAACCCAGAGGAAUCGUUACUCUUGCAGAUUUCCUUUUUUUCUGGGGAACUGUAUUUUUAAUAACAACAACAUUGGUUGCCCUUCUGAAAAAAGAAAACAAAGAAGUAUCAGUAGUAAAAGAAGAAACACAAGGAAUCACAGAUACUUACAAGCUGCUUUUUGCAAUUAUAAAAAUGCCAGCAGUUCUGACAUUUUGCCUUCUGAUUCUAACUGCAAAGAUUGGUUUUUCAGCAGCAGAUGCUGUAACAGGACUGAAAUUGGUAGAAGAGGGAGUACCCAAAGAACAUUUAGCCUUAUUGGCAGUUCCAAUGGUUCCUUUGCAGAUAAUACUGCCUCUGAUUAUCAGCAAAUACACUGCAGGUCCCCAGCCAUUAAACACAUUUUACAAAGCCAUGCCCUACAGAUUAUUGCUUGGGUUAGAAUAUGCCCUACUGGUUUGGUGGACUCCUAAAGUAGAACAUCAAGGGGGAUUCCCUAUAUAUUACUAUAUCAUAGUCCUGCUGAGUUAUGCUUUACAUCAGGUUACAGUGUACAGCAUGUAUGUUUCUAUAAUGGCUUUCAAUGCAAAGGUUAGUGAUCCACUUAUUGGAGGAACAUACAUGACCCUUUUAAAUACCGUGUCCAAUCUGGGAGGAAACUGGCCUUCUACAGUAGCUCUUUGGCUUGUAGAUCCCCUCACAGUAAAAGAGUGUGUAGGAGCAUCAAACCAGAAUUGUCGAACACCUGAUGCUGUUGAGCUUUGCAAAAAACUGGGUGGCUCAUGUGUUACAGCCCUGGAUGGUUAUUAUGUGGAGUCCAUUAUUUGUGUUUUCAUUGGAUUUGGUUGGUGGUUCUUUCUUGGUCCAAAAUUUAAAAAGUUACAGGAUGAAGGAUCAACUUCAUGGAAAUGCAAAAGGAACAAUUAAUAUAUACAUUACUGGACAUUCUAGAAAGGUAAUUGUAGUUUAGUUUUAAUUCGGAGAGCAAUGAUAAUCAGUGCACAGGAAUAUAAAAUAUUAUUUUAAACAACAAAAUUAAUAAUAUAAAAUGCCAAAUGGUUGAAAAAAUAGAAACCUCUCUGUAUAUUUGAUCAUAUUUUUCUUUGUCUUGUCGAUGUAUUUAAAGUUUGCUUAAGGUCAGGAAAUUCUAAAACAACUUUUCUGGCCUCGUUAUUUGAUUUAUAUCUUUUAAAUUUACUGACCAAAGCAUGUUUUAAGCUGCAAUGCAGUAGUCAUGGGUGGUAACCAUGUAGUUAAGUAUAGUUAUUAGUACCUAUCACUGCUGGAUCUGUAUUUAAAAUUGUGGUACAAUAUAUAAAAUGGAGAAGAACUUGAUAUUCAGGUACUAACCACAACUAGUCUGACAUUGUUGGCAGUUAAAAUCUUAUUUUGAAUUGUAAAUUAGUUAAAUUUUAUGUGGAAUUUGCUGAGAAGAGAAUAUAGACUACUGAAAUGUCAUUUUAGUUAUUUUUCUUAUGACCAUAUUGUACAAAUGAAUCUGUGUUAAAAAGACUAUUUUAAAUGUAUUUCCUGCUUUUGUAAGCAUUAAAGAUUUAUAAGAAAAUUAUUCAAACUAUUUUUUAUAAAAUGAAAGUUAUGAUUUUUAAACUUAUUGAUUACUCUUGUCCCUACCGCCUCUUUUUGGAAGAUAUUUUGAUUCCUUAUAAACUUUUACCCUAAGCUUACAUAUGUUUUCUGUCACAAGUGCUUCAUGGCACACAGACAGCCAAUGGAGGGGAUCAAAUUCAGUGUUGUAUGUAUGUUUAUAGCAACAUUUUGAAAAUAAAAAUUAAAUGUUAUUCUUCAA
Messenger RNA from Mandrillus leucophaeus (drill), 3122 nucleotides. RefSeq names its product solute carrier family 33 (acetyl-CoA transporter), member 1 (gene SLC33A1). Lineage: Eukaryota; Metazoa; Chordata; Mammalia; Primates; Cercopithecidae. The coding region runs from base 590 to 2242 and encodes 550 amino acids. The record is from RefSeq and is a predicted model, not a curated record. Gene Ontology annotation, molecular function: acetyl-CoA transmembrane transporter activity. The transcript is spliced from 6 exons. Gene Ontology annotation, cellular component: membrane.